AUGACAGGUCAGACAUCACCAAUGGACACCGGCACCAGCAGCAGCAGCAAUGCUGUGGCCAAAGGGGAUGUUCAGGCCACCAGAAAGCUCUUUGAGACGCGGCCGCUGGACCGGCUGGGGUCGCGCCCCUCCCUGCAGGACCCCAGCCCCCUGGAGCUGCGGGCGGAGCUUCAGGAGCUGCGGGGUGACGUGAAGACCACGGUGGCGCUGUUUCAGACGCAGCCGCUGUGCGCGCUCCGGGACGCCGGGGGCGCCAUGCACGAGGUGCGGGCGGCCUGCCGCGAGGAGAUCCGCAGCCACACCGUCAGGGCCGCCCGCUGGCUGUUCGAGACCAGGCCCCUGGAUGCCUUCCAUGAAGACCCGGGCCAGGUGCGGGUGAUCCGGGGCAUCUCCCUGGAGGAGGGGGCCGGGCCCGAUGUCAGCGCCAUGCAGUGGGUGUUCGAGACGCAGCCCCUGGACGCCAUCCGGGAGGUCGUGGUGGACGAGCGGCAUUUCCAGGCGUCUCCAGAUCUCAUCCUCGACGGGCCCGGGGUUCGACGGCAGCGCCAGCUGUUCGAGACCCGGCCCCUGGAUACACUGAGAGGAGAAGAAAAUGAAGGGGAGGAAUCAGAGGUGGAGGCACACUCCCCACCCAGGGAAGCCGUCCCCCCCGGCCACGUCCGAUCGACCCUGUGGCUAUUCGAGACCACACCCCUGGAUGGUUUCACACCCCAGGUUCAAAUGGGUGAGCUCCAGAAAGUGGGGGGCCAAGGAGGGGAGGGGUCCCCAGCUCCAGAUGCCCCCCAGGAAGACACGUUGAAAGGGGACGUGAAAGCCUUUCAGCAUCUCUUCGAGACUCUUCCCCUGGACAAGAUUGGUGGCCAGGAUGAGUUUUCUUCCAUCCCAGGGAAUAUUACUAGGGCAGGAACAGGAGAGACCGCUUCAAGGUCAUCCCAGGAUCCCAGCAACCCCGUGUACGCCAUGCAGGAUGGCAGAGGCCGGCUGUACGCCCUGACCUCAGUCAGCAGAGAGCAAGUGCUUGGGGGCGACGGCCGGGGUUACAGGUGGAUGUUUGAGACUCGGCCGUUGGACCAGCUAGGGGGUAGUCCUGAUAAGGUGGAUGUUGUUCGAGGCAUCACAAGGCAGGUGAGGAGUGGCGAUGUGGCCACUGCCCAGUGGCUCUUUGAGACCCAGCCCCUAGCCACGAUCCACGCACAGGCCCAGCGGGAAGAGAGAGAGGGCGCCCCGCCGGACACCUUGCCAACCAUCCGGUGGUUCUUCGAGACGCAUCCCGUGGGUGCAUCGUCGGCCACGCAGGGAUCAGAGACCUCUUGCACGUGGCUGUUCCAACCUGGAACUCAGGACCCGGUGGACAGCGGCAGGGAGCGGCACCUGCAAGCCGACCUGGUGGAAGGUGGGCACGGACAGACAGACAGACACGUGUUCGACACGGAGCCCCUGCAGGCCUCCUGCCGGCCAGGGCUGGUCAGGAGCUGGAGCCGGGUUCAUAUCCCUUCUGGGCAGGUGUGUCGCCACCAAGAGAUCUGCCAGUCUCCAGAGAAGGAGGAAGAGGAGGCAGAAAGUUCUAGAACCCACCCGGAUCCCGGGCUCACCCCACCCGCGUGCAAAUUCACCUGGCUCUUUGAACAGGGUGAGGUCACUUCCUCUGGACAGAACCUUCCGGAAGGCCCCGAGGGGGAGACCCGGGGAGCCAAGGAGACGCUGGAGGUUCUGGGCAGCGGUGGGGUCCUGGUGGAGGCCCCCGAUCUCCAAGGAGCCCUACAGAACCUGCGGGAGGCUGUGGCGGAGGCCAAGGACCUGCGUGAGCACGCGCUGGACAGACACCCCCUGCAACGCACUCCUGCAGUUCCUGCCACGCACACGCACAACGGGCUUCCCCAUGCCCCAGCCACCACCCUUGGGGUCCCCUCGGGUGAACACCUCAGGCCCGGGGCAGGAGGGGACCCCGAGAUCCCAGAGGUCAGUGGGGGACCGGAUUUACCACCCAGGGGCGCUGUUCAGGACGGCGUCUACACUGCUCACCCCCUGCCACGACCAGGCCCCGGCCUGCUCUCCCAGGCGGCCAUGGUGGAGAUGCAAUCCGGAGGAAUGCAGUCGGCCCGCACAACCCCCUUCUUCAAAACCCCAGCGAGCCUCCUGCUGGCCGGAGCCACCCUGGAGGGACCACAGCCCCCCUGGACGGAGGUGGCCGUGAGUUCUAGGAUGACAUUGGGGGAACAUGGCCAGGCCGACAACGUGAACCCCAGUGAGUUCCAGAAUCUCCUGGAAGAUUCCAGAACCUUCUAG
Molecule: messenger RNA, 2286 nt
Organism: Dipodomys spectabilis (banner-tailed kangaroo rat)
Lineage: Eukaryota; Metazoa; Chordata; Mammalia; Rodentia; Heteromyidae
Gene: Xirp1
Product: xin actin binding repeat containing 1
Biological process (GO): actin cytoskeleton organization; actin filament organization
Cellular component (GO): stress fiber; focal adhesion
Molecular function (GO): actin filament binding
Source: RefSeq, a predicted model, not a curated record